Eruca vesicaria subsp. sativa (arugula) is the source of this 1431-nucleotide messenger RNA. Lineage: Eukaryota; Viridiplantae; Streptophyta; Magnoliopsida; Brassicales; Brassicaceae. The record is from the annotation of a GenBank genome assembly.
AUGGAACUCUCAAUAAUACCGGCCGUGGUGGGUACAGUCCUCUUUUUUCUUGUAACUUUCUUCUUUUUCUCCACCGCGAGAACUCGGAGCUACGGCAGCAACGGCCAAGGCUCACUUCCGCCGGGUCCUCCGGGACUGCCAUUGGUCGGAAACAUAUUCCAACUCGGCUUCAAUCCUCACCAAUCACUUGCUGUCUUUUCGAAAACGUAUGGACCUAUAAUGAGUUUAAAGUUUGGAAGGUUAACCGCAGUGGUUAUAUCUUCACCAGAAGCAGCCAAAGAGGCACUUAAAACACACGACCAUGUCUUGUCUGCUCGAACCUUUAACGAUCCGGUUCGAGCCUUUGAUCACCAUAAACAUUCCGUUGUCUGGAUUCCUGCGUCGGCUCGUUGGAGGUUUUUUAAGAAGAUAAUAGUGCAAAAUUUGUUAUCGCCGCAAAACCUAGACGGGAUUCAGUCUAUAAGGACGAGAAAGGUGGAGGAACUUGUGAGCUUAGCACACGAAUUUUGCGAGAGAGGAGAGGCUAUUGACAUGGCUCGUGCUUCCUUCGUCACAGCUUUCAAUAUAAUCUCAAAUGCUUUGUUUUCCGUUGAUUUGGCCACUUAUAACUCUAUCUCGUCGUCUUUCGAGUUCCACAAAACGGUGUUUCACCUUUUGGAAAUCUAUGGGAAACCCAACGCUGGAGACGUUUUCCGGUUUCUGAGGUUUCUUGACUUACAAGAGGCCUCAAGUAUCGAUAUGUUAGAUGCCCUUCUCGAUAUUACAGAGCAAAACGAAGAAGAGUUCACCAUGAAUGAUAUGAAACACAUGUUUCUCGACGUGUUUGUUGCGGGCACGGAUACAAACUCUAGUACAAUGGAGUGGGCAAUGUCGGAGUUACUCCGUAAUCCAGAGAAGAUGGUCAGAGCUCAGAGUGAGAUACGACAAGUUGUAGGUGACAAUGGUGUGGUUCAAGAAUCUGAUAUCCCGAAGCUGCCUUACUUGCUAGCAAUUGUGAAAGAGACUCUUCGUUUGCAUCCUCCAGCUCCUUUGAUCCCUCGAAAAUCUGAUGUCCAAAUCUUCGGUUUUCUCGUUCCAAAGAACACACAGGUUUUCGUGAACCUAUGGGCGAUGGGACGAGACUCAAGCGUGUGGGAGAAUCCAAUGAAGUUCGAGCCAGAGAGGUUCUUGCUACGAGAAAUCGAUGUAAAAGGCAAAGAUUUCGAGCUGAUACCGUUUGGAUCAGGAAGAAGGAUGUGUCCGGGAAUCUCAAUGUCAUUGAAGACAACGCCUAUGGUGCUUGCCUCUCUUCUCUAUUCCUUUGACUGGAAACUUCAAGACGGUGUCGUCCCAGGAAACAUGGACAUGAGUGAAGUCUUCGGUCUUACUUUACAUAAAGCCAAACCUCUCUAUGCUGUACCCAUCAAGAAACCUACUACAUCAUCGUCUUAG